Molecule: messenger RNA, 3920 nt
Organism: Nanorana parkeri
Lineage: Eukaryota; Metazoa; Chordata; Amphibia; Anura; Dicroglossidae
Gene: AFF2
Product: AF4/FMR2 family member 2
Exons: 21
Coding region: 1-3732 (1243 amino acids)
Biological process (GO): regulation of RNA splicing
Cellular component (GO): nucleus; nuclear speck
Molecular function (GO): G-quadruplex RNA binding
Source: RefSeq, a predicted model, not a curated record
AUGGAUCUAUUCGACUUUUUCCGUGACUGGGACCUGGAUCAGCAAUGUCAUUAUGAACAAGAGCGGAAUGCACUGAAAAGAAAAGAAUGGGAGAGAAGAACUCAAGAGGUCCAGCAGGAUGAAGAUCUCUUUGCUUCUGGUUUUAAUCUUUUUGGGGAGCCUUACAAGACAAAUAAAGGAGAUGCUCUUGCAAACCGUGUCCAGAAUACCCUGGGAAACUAUGAUGAGAUGAAAGACUUGCUGACCAAUCACUCCAACCAGAGCCAUCUGGUAGGAAUCCCAAAAAAUUCUGUUCCUCAAACACCAGUUGAGAAAAACGAGCAAAACUUCUUUCCAGAGCAAAGAAACAGAGUGGCACAAUGCCAUCAGAGUAAUAACCAUUCAUCCACAUCAAUGCCACCACCCUCAGGCUUGGCUCCAAUGUCCACAAUGGUUCAUGAAGGAACAAGAAAGUCAAGAAUGGAUUGGCCACAUGGUGGACAUAACUCUACUUGUACACAAUCAAGCCAAUCAAGUCGAUCAAAACACAGCUCGUCUCAUGAUUUAUCACAAAUUAGGUAUGAAGACCUUUAUAACUGCCAAAAUGAGCAGCAUAAAAUUGUAAAUGUGGAGGAACCAGUGCCCGCAACUUCACCAGCUCACUCAAGGAGAUUUAAUCACUCAAAAACAUUGAGUGGGGAACAAUCUUACAAAGAAACCAUUCAUUCAAAGUCUCCCAUUGAUUUAGAACUUUCAGGACAUAGCUCUGUGUCUCCUCUUCCUUCUACAUCUCUUCUUCUGGCAGUCAAUAGUCUGUCCUCUCAAAACUUUCCCCCCGGACUUCACAGUAAAAGUAGCAUUAUGCAACAGAAGCCAACAGCCUAUGUCAGGCCAAUGGAUGGUCAGGACCAAGUACCCAAUGACUCACCUGAAUUAAAGCCACCAACAGAAUUUGAAGAUGGAUUUAACAGCCAGUCUUUUGGAGCAAUACUGGAAGGAAAGGUCAAUGCGGCAGUCAGCAAGACCAAACUGCCAAAGCUUAGCAUUCCUCAAAAUAGUGAAGUCAGUCUACCAAAUGAUCCCAGCUUUGUUGAAGAAAUCUUACGGGAAAUGACACAUUCAUGGCCUCCACCUCUGACAGCUAUCCAUACCCCCUGUAAAACUGAGCAGUCCAAGUUUCCCAUUUCCAAUAAAGACUCUACACAUCUGACCUCAGGAUACAGCAUUCAAAAGCGUUGUGAUGUUACAAACAAACCUCAAGUGAAAUCCGUCGCACAGAAGUCCAUGCUUGAAGAUGACCUAAAGCUGAGCAGUGAUGAAGAAGACAGUGAGCAGGCCAGUGAAAAGUUAAAACAGCAGAGAAGUGUGCCAGUAAACGGCCUUCCCCUACCAGUGGCUCAUAAUUCCAGCUUGGUGAACUCCAGUGGAGCCUCUGGAAGUUCCAGUGAAUCAGAGACGAGCUCUGAAUCAGAUUCUGACAGCGAGAGCAGUUCAAGCGACAGUGAAUGUAAUGAAGAAAAUCGUAAUGUAACCGCAGAGCCUGAACCACCUUCCACGAACAAAUGGCAGCUGGAUAAGUGGUUAAAUAAAGUCAAUCCGCACAAUAAAACCAUAAUUAACAACCAAAAUGAUGUUCAUUCGGAAAACAAUUCUGAGGCUCAAAACAACCAACAGAUUGCGGGAGACAGUAAAAGAGAACUUGACAAUAUUAUCCCUCAGCCUGACUCCUUGCCCAAAGAGAGGGAGUUGCUGAGUCCUGUAAGAGAAAAAAGCAAAACCAGAGUAACCCAAAAACCACAGGAGACAAAAAACUUAAAGCAGAAGUCACCAGCCCACGAUGAACCAACUCCACAAAGAGCUGUUGCUAAGAAACAACCAAAAAGGGUUGAAAGAACUUCUAGCGGUGAAGACUACACGUGGAACAAACCAAACCCCACCAGCAGCACUCCCAAAGAGAAGGACUUACGAGAAAACCAAGAGCCACCAAAAGCAAGGACAAAAACCACUGUUGCUAAAACAGCACCACGAAAGGAACAAAGGACUAGUACUGGAAGUACUUCUGACAAAAAGAAAGCCAGGGGAGCAAAUAAAAUUGUUCCUAAAUCUAGGGAAUUUAUUGAAACCGAUUCUGCAUCUGAUUCAAACACUGACCAAGAUGAGGUCAUGCAGGUUAAGGUCUCAACGACUGGGCCUAUUAAUCCGGUCAAGCCAAAGGACUGCAGCAGCAACAUCUUAAGUGUGAGCAGCUUAACAAGCAACAGCAGCAGUAUAUCACUAGACCAGACACAUAAUGAUCUGGAGGAGCCAUUUUCACCACUGCCUGUUGUUCAGAGUGAACUGCUUUCACCUUUAAGAGAAUUUGAAGAGCUCAAAUCAUUAUGGGUGAAAAUAGAUCUCAGUCUUUUAUCCAGAAUACCAGGCCAAGAUACAUUUGAGAGUGAAGCUUUAAAGAAUGAAGCAAGAGAUACGGGUUUUAAACAUAAGCCUCAAACACCAGCCACAGCCCCUGAAAAAAAUGCUACAAAAUCAAGACGGAAGCACAAGCAGUCUGAAAGCAGUGACAUACAGAGUGACAGCAAGAAACAACGUUUGGAUGACUCUAUCACCCCCUGUCUGCUCCCUCCAUGCAUCUCUCCAAUUCCUAAUAGGACAACUAGCACUAAAGAAACAAAAAAAUCAGCCAAAAAAAGAGAGGAAAAAAGUGUCCCUCCUUUGCUGUCACCUUUGGGGGAUGAGCCAGUUCACAGAUUACAUUCCAAUGACAACAGUUCUUUUAUUCAGGAGGGCAGUACUGGAACUGUGCAGGUUCCUGUCACUGCCUCAAGACACAAAAAGAAUGGGAGCACAACAAACAUUAAAGUAGAUGAGCACAGGAGACCACCAAGCAGUGGCCUUGAAACUAUCCAACAUCACAUUGAGCCUGAUGUAUGGUCAUCAAUACCUGCAAUAAGCAAUGGCAAUACUGAUUCUCGAAGAACAAAGAUAAUGUUUGAUGAAGCAUUACAUAAUGCUGAUUAUUACAUGCAGGAAGCAAAAAGGUUGAAGCAUAAAGCAGAUGCUUUGAUAGAAAAGUUUGGCAAAGCUGUGAAUUAUGCUGACGCUGCCCUCUCUUUCAUUGAGUGCGGCAAUGCUAUGGAGCGAGAUCCAUUAGAAGCGAAAUCUCCAUACACCAUGUACUCCGAGACUGUGGAACUCAUCAGGUAUGCAAUGAGACUGAAGAAUUUCACAGGCUCUGCUGCCAAUGAAGGAGAGAAAAAGCUAGCUGUAUUAUGCUACAGAUGCCUAUCUCUGCUCUACUUGAGAAUGUUUAAAUUAAAGAAGGACCAUGCUAUGAAAUAUUCCAGAUCGCUUAUGGAGUAUUUUAAGAACUCGUCCAAAUCUUCACAAGCACCAUCUCCAUGGGGAGGCAAUGGAAAGAAUACAGAGAUCCCUUCUCCAAUGUCACUGAGCCCAUCUCCAGCAGGAUCUGCUGUGAACAGCAUUGUGGCCCCAGGCUCCUCUUCUACAGGCACAGUGUCUAUUCCACAGCGUAUUCAUCACAUGGCUGCCAGUCAUGUAAAUAUCACCAACAAUGUAUUGCGUAGUUAUGAACACUGGGACAUGGCUGACAAGCUUGCAAGGGAAAAUAAAGAAUUCUUUUGUGACCUUGAUAUGGUAAUGGAACCGUUAACACAACACAGUACAAUGACCGACUUGGUCCGCUAUGUUCGACAAGGACUUCACUGGUUACGCAUUGAAGCGCAGUUAUUGUAGUGUCUACUAUUUUCAUCAUACAUUUACUGGAUUCUACCUCUACCGGCAAAAAGAAAGUCGCUGGUGGAAAUCCACUCAUGUACCGCAACUUCAGCUUUUUAUAUUAUGUCUCUUGGAAGUGGAUUUUACCAUCUUUGAAAAUUCAUAUCACACCGUAGCAUUAAUUGAUUCAGCCAUUCAUUUCCAAA